Bradysia coprophila is the source of this 788-nucleotide messenger RNA. RefSeq lists its product as uncharacterized. The record is from RefSeq and is a predicted model, not a curated record. NCBI's taxonomy places the organism in Eukaryota, Metazoa, Arthropoda, Insecta, Diptera, Sciaridae.
GCAAACUUAUUAUUCACAUCUUAGAGUCUCUAUCCUUAAGUGGUAUCAACUAAGCAAAGAAAUGACUUCGAAAUUGUCCGGAACGUUUUUGGUGUUGUUGGCUGCAUUUUUGAUGUAUGCUGAUCAAGCCAGUGCCGUCUCAUCGGCUGAUAUUAAGAAAAAGAUUACGGCACAAAAUGCGAACAAAUACAUCGGCAUCGGUGGUCGCUAUGGUAAGUUAGUGGACACUGUUUCCAAAGACAAGAUUAUCGAAAGUGACCACUUUCCGCCCAAGAGCGCAUAUGCCUAUGCCAAGGACAAGAAAAUAAGAGAGAUCAAGGAAAGAGACAUGGCUGCCGUUUCCAUUUCCUAUGCAGAACAUCGCGUAUUAUUAACGACCGGAUCGGGGAAUGAGAAAGGAGGUUUCUUUAAUAACUGGCUUGCAGAUCACUUCAAGAAAGCCGAAUAUUACCAAGCAAUUGAAAAGAACAUUCAAGUGUACCAGCAAGCCGGAUUUUUGAAUCAAAUUAAGAAAGGCGUUUUGGAUGCCCUGUCGGUUCAUGAGGCGAAUGGAUUGAUUACCGACGCUCAACGAAAAGCGCUAAUUACAGAAUUCAAACUGGACGCUUACGACAAAAAUUUCGAAAAAGACAAGGACAGGGCGGAAGCCGUUACUGUUGUACAUUCGUAGUUCGUACACUAAUUCUUAUCGAUUCCUUUUAUUUACUCGACUAAGGUUCACGUCCAUCAAUGGUUCGUGGCACAAGUGUCAGUUUAAGUAGAAGCUAAUAAAUAUAUUGAAAAAAGAA